This is a messenger RNA of Xyrauchen texanus (razorback sucker), 2841 nucleotides long. RefSeq names its product ras-related protein Rab-24-like. Lineage: Eukaryota; Metazoa; Chordata; Actinopteri; Cypriniformes; Catostomidae. Bases 502 to 1110 code for a protein of 202 amino acids. The record is from RefSeq and is a predicted model, not a curated record. Gene Ontology annotation, molecular function: GTPase activity; GTP binding. The transcript is spliced from 9 exons.
AGAGCAACCAGCUACAGUUCCCACUGAAGUCACUUCCUCCACUACAUAAACAUUAAAAACACACUCUAGUUUAUUCCAACUGACUCUACACACUACAGUUCCUCUUUCAGCGAGUAUAUAUAACGUCUGUCAGGCCAUUUGUGGACGAAGGUUUGUGUGUACGGGGAAAUCAUGGCUUGGAAAGACUAGCUGUGCUGGAUUUAGUGAUGUUGAUGAAAGCGAAGCUGAUUUCUUCUAUCGUUUUAGAGUGGAAAAAGGAUUGAAUAAACCGCUCGAGAUUAUUAUUUAUGAUUUUGACUGUAUCUGCAGUGUAAAGUGUAUUGUGAAAAGCUGCAUCAGGAGUAUCUGUUAUUGGGAGCUUUUGUUGUUAUUGGAUAUAAUGUGGAUUGCUAACUGAAUCAUUAGCCACCCAGUUACAGGAUUCUUCUGUUAGUAAAGUUACUCUGAAUUCUCUAAAACCAGGACACCAGAUACACCAAGAGCACAGACACCCAUAUAAUCAUGACUGCUAUGCGAGUUGAUGCUAAAGUGGUCAUGCUUGGCAAGGAAAGCGUUGGUAAGACCAGUCUUGUGGAGAGAUAUGUACACCACCGCUUUCUUGUGGGCCCAUAUCAAAAUACUAUAGGGGCUGCGUUUGUUGCAAAAGCCCUCAAUGUUGGUGAUAAGGUGGUUACGCUGGGAAUAUGGGACACUGCUGGUUCUGAACGUUACGAGGCGAUGAGCAGAAUGUAUUACAGAGGAGCCCGUGCCGCCGUGGUGUGCUAUGACUUGACUGACAGCAGCAGUUUCGGAAGAGCCAAGUUCUGGGUGAAGGAGUUACAGAACUGUGAAGUGCACUGCAAGAUUUAUUUGUGUGGUACCAAGAGUGACCUUAUUGAAGCAGACAGAAGUAUGCGGCAAGUAGACUACCAUGAUGUACAAGACUUUGCAGAUGAAAUAGGUGCACAACAUUUUGAGACCUCAAGCAAAUCAGGAAAAAAUGUUGAUGAGGUAUUUCAGAAGGUUGCAGAGGACUACGGUAACUGUGCUCUGGAAUUCAUGCAAGGGGAGAAGGGAGUGGACCUGGGGCAAAAGAAGGACUCUUAUUUUGACAACUGCUGCCAUAACUGACCUAUCGCUGCAAAAAAACUGCUGCAUCGUAUUGUCUUUUUUUGGAAUGACUGGAGGCUUGCUGUCUUUUACACUCCUUAAGGCAUCAACUAGAGUGUCAUGAUCAUGUUUGCUCAUAUCUCUCUCUUUUUUUUUUUCUUUUUUUGUUGUUGCUGUGCAGUAUGUUGAGAUCAAGCUGUAUGAAGAAGAUAAAAGGAUUGUACUUUUCUUGUUCUGAACACUUUUUCAUUUAAGAACACUUUCUGAACCUGAGAAUGUUGACUCAAGCAAAUAUCAACAAUGCAUGGCAAUCCAUUUGACCAAAAAGAGGAGACCGCACAAAGAAGCGUGCCCUAGGAAAAGAUGCCAUUGCAUGGUGAUGAUUGUUGCCAAUGUUCCCGAAGGCCUCUGCUUCACCCAAACAAUGCCUUGAGCGAUUUGAAUCAUCUUUUAUUUUUAAUAAUUUAAAGUGUUUCUAUUUUAGCGGUCUUUGAAUUUUGAGCACCAUAAUGUUUACACCUUAGACGAAAGGUUCAUUUGUCUUUUAUUUUGAUGUAUGAACAGCUUUGUUUCAUAUAAAUAUAAGCCCAUCAUUUGCCAAACUAAGCUGGAGCGGUUUAAGGUGCAGUUUUCAUAAACCUGAGAACAGUUGAACUAUUUUUUUCAUAAUGGUAAAGGUUUGGAUAUUGAAUGGGGUGGAUAAUUACUAAUAUAAUUUCCUCCCAUUUUCCAUUAGAAUAUUAAUAAAGCUUGUACAACCAGAAGAAAAGCUGUUUUAAGCUCGUAAGGUAACACUUUACAAUAAGGUUUGUUUAGUUAACAUUAGUAAAUGAAUUAAGUAUCAUGAAAUGACAAAGAACAAUAUUUUGUACAGCAUUUAUUAAUCUUGUUAAUGUUAAUUUAUAAAGAUACAGUUUAUUGUUUGUUAAUGUUCAUAAUGCAAUAACCUGUGUUAACAUAUACACCUUUUAAUGUUAAAAAUGUAUUAAUAGAUGUUAUGAGUGUUGUUUAUUCAUGUAAACUAAUGCAGUUAACUAAUAUGAACAAAAACAACCGUAUUGUAAAGUGAUACCACUCAUAAUUAUACAACCUAAGAAAAAUAAUACCAUUGAAGAUACUGCAAAGACCCCCUGCCCUGACACGUGUAAUGUGUCAUUUUGAACCAUUCAAACAUCAUGAUUUUCAUGAAUCUUUGAAAGCAUGUGCAUAAAUCCUGCCUGUCUGAUGCACCUUUAAAUUUGAGCAUAUUUGCAGUGUUGGAUAAUCAAGCCAAAAGUUUAAUGUGUAGUGUUGUCCAUUAUUUGUACUUGACUGUGUCGAGUUCCACAAAAAACAAAUGGAUUGUCAUUAUAAUGAAUGUGAUCUUAAUGUUUACAUUGUAUUUUUAAAUUUAAUUUGAUUUUACUGCUGUUUUGAUAAAAUGUUGUAAACUGGGACACUAACUGUCAGUUAUAAACAUUUGUGUGCUUGUGAGAUCUUUGUACAUACAGCCUUAGUUUGCUUAGUUUAUACUGUGCCUGUAUUAAAUAGUACUCAAAGAGUCCUGUAGCUAAAUAUAUUGUUCUCUUUGUGAAAAAUUGCAUACUUGUGAGAGAUUUUGAAAUUGUGCCAUUUUAGCAGGGCCCUAUUUUGAGUUCAUUUGUUACAUCUCAAUGUAAAUUCCAUGAAAACUACAGUCAUCGCAAUGCAGUUCACAAUAUAUUCCAAGUUUACACAGCUAAUAUUGUAACUUUUUGAAACACCCAAAACAUC